Molecule: messenger RNA, 534 nt
Organism: Neoarius graeffei (lesser salmon catfish)
Lineage: Eukaryota; Metazoa; Chordata; Actinopteri; Siluriformes; Ariidae
Exons: 1
Coding region: 1-534 (177 amino acids)
Source: RefSeq, a predicted model, not a curated record
AUGGUCCUCUCAUGCCUGCUCCAGAAUCACCUAUAUGUCAAAGCAGAGAAAUGCGAGUUCCAUCAGCAUCUUAUCUCCUUCCUGGGAUACAUCAUCAACUCCAAAGGAGUCAGUAUGGACCCAUCUAAGGUCUCUGCGGUCAUGUCUUGGCCCAUGCCCACAUCCAUUAAGGAGCUUCAAUGUUUCCUAGGUUUUGUGAACUUCUAUCACCAUUUUAUUUGGGGUUUUAGCUUAAUCGCCAUCCCUCUGACCGCGCUACUCAAGAAGGGACCUAAACGUCUUCAAUGGAACCCCAUGGCAGAAGAAGCGUUUGGUUGUCUCAAGCAAGCCUUCACCUCUGCUCCCAUAUUGCAGCACUUGGACCCUUCCAAACCUUUCACUCUGGAGGUCAAUGCAUCUGACAUGGGAGUAGGGGCAGUACUAUCACAACGUUUUGGGGAGAAACAGAAACUCUAUCCAGUAGUAUUCUUUUCUAAGAAACUCUCUUCCACUGAAAGGAAUUACAAUGUGGGAAACAGGAACUACUUGCCAUAA